This is a messenger RNA of Linum trigynum, 940 nucleotides long. Lineage: Eukaryota; Viridiplantae; Streptophyta; Magnoliopsida; Malpighiales; Linaceae. The record is from the annotation of a GenBank genome assembly.
UAGAGCGAAAAGAAGACCUUCUUGAUUCUCAGUCCCAGGAGAAAAUCACUAGGUAUUGUAACCCGUAUUUGGGUCAGUUCAAUUAUCCUUUUAGAAUGUGGAUCUUCCCAUAUUUGGGUGCGAUUAUAACCUUGUGUGUCAUUAACUGGGUGUUCUAGUGACUUUUCAAGAUGGAGGUUGACAGGAAAGCGAUGGUUGUUGAACUGGUGGUGGAAUCCGCUAUUGAGGACAUUGAAUCGGUAAUGAAAUGGGCUCAUCUAAGUCUGCUGGGGAGGUUGUUCAUGGACAAUCCUCUGUCCCUGACUUUGUUGCAGAAGAUAGUGAAUGGAGCAUGGGAGUGUGCCCCAAAGGUGAAGGUCUUGGAGGCUGAGAUGGGGCUGAUUAAGUUUUUCUUUGGAUCGGAAGGGUACAUGAACUGGGUUCUCCAACGGUCUCCGUGGCCAAUCAAGGACCAUGUCCUGCACCUACAACAUUGGCAACCGAUCACACAAGAGGUAGUUGAUUCCUUCAUUCAUGUUCCUUUUGGGUUUAGAUGUGGGGUAUUCCUACCUAGGGGUGGAAAUCAGUACGGUAUCGGUAUCCCAAUACCAAAUACCGAAAACCCGAAUGCCGAAUUACACCCUAAAGUCAAUCCCAAUCCCAAUCCCUAAAUGUUUCGGUAUCCCAAUCGGUACUUCGGUAUCCCAAUCGGUAUAAUCGAAUAGAAAAUUAAUUACCUUUGCAAUUAAUAAUUAAAUAUAUAAAUUAGAUUUUAUUGUUUAAUUUAGGGAAAAAAGACCAAGCAAAGAGUCUUGAAUUAGGAUGUUAUUAAGGAGAAUGGAGGAGAGGAGACAUCUCAAGUUCUUAUCAUUGGUAAUCGUUAAUUUGACGAAUUGGAGGUUGAGAGACGACUAUUAAUAGUGAUGGAAUGAUAUAUGUAUAAUUAAAUGACACUCUUGGU